UUAUAAUAAUGAAUAUUUAUGAUGUUCAACAGAGACACCGGUCACAGUUGGGUAGAGCGCAUGUUAGUCGUGGCUCCAGAGGUUUUUUUAAGGGAAUACAACAUCACAACGACAUUCAGCGUGGAACCAGACUAGGCAACAAGGCUACGAAUAACGCGCAGUAAAACGAAGGAGUAUUUGAACCUUGGCUACCACACUCUCAUAUGAUUGUGAACGCCUCGCUGAACCAAGCACGGAUCUGUACGCUAAAAGCAGUAACAUUGACGAUGCAUUACGAGGACAUUUUGCACAAAAUCGGCCAUUUUGGCAAAUACCAAAAGUUUCUUGUAAUUGUCGUUUCCAUGACGCAACUUCCCGGGGCAUGUCAGUUCCUAGCUCAGGUUUUUCUAGCGGCCGACACCGACCAUUGGUGCCUGAUCCCUGCCAGCCAGGCCGUCAACUGCAGCCUGCUCCAGCUGGACUCGGUGUCUGCCUGUCAGGAAGCGCAGAAGAACCAGAGUAUCCCGUACGAGUUGGACUCCCAGGGAAGUCGAGUUUACUCCUCGUGUGAGCGGUACGUGUUCGAAGAUGAGGAAGACGGCGACCAAACUACCAACUCGACGGAUGUCAUCGACUGUGAUGCUGGCUGGGAUUUCGACCGAUUGCGCUACAAAUCCACUAUCAAUGAAGAGUUUCGUCUUGUGUGCGAGAGAGAAGAUUUUGUGGGUCUCGCCCAGUCAGUCUGGUUUGCUGGUGUACUGACGGGCUCCUUAGUCUGGGGUUCGGUGGGUGAUUGGCUCGGAAGAAGGAAAACUUUCAUCCUAAGCCUCAUCUUCGUCUCCAUCUCAUCCAUUGCGACGACUUUUGCUCCCAACUUCUUGGCUUAUAUGGCAUUGCGUUUCGUCACGGCCGCUUGUGCAUAUGGAAUUAUGCUCAUUAUUUCCAUCUUACCUACCGAGAUCGUCGGCCCAAAGGACCGUGUAAAAGUCGGCACAGUGUCUGCAAUAUUCUUUGCUCUUGGCUAUCUGCUCCUGUCCUUUUGUGCCUACUUUAUACGGGAUUGGCGUCACCUGCAGCUGGUCAUUUCGCUCCCUUAUCUCCUCUGUUUUCUGAUGCUUAUAAUUCUGCCCGAGUCUCCGCGAUGGCUGAUAUCCAAGGGUCGCUUCAAGGAAGCCAAGAAAAUCAUCACAAAGAUCGCCAAGGUGAACGGCACCAAGGUCCCGGACAAUCUCCUUGGGACACUUGAGAGUCUACGGGAGGAGGAUGAGAAGUCGAGUCCGGUACGUCGGACUACGAUACUUGAUCUUUUUAGGACUCCAAACAUCCGUAAGAAGACUCUCAUUAUGUUUUACGCCUGGUUUGUGGCAAGUAUGGUUUACUAUGGGCUAUCUCUCAGCACCUCAUCUCUAGGGAUAGACGACUACGUGGCUGCCUUCGUAUCGGGAGCAUUGGAGAUUCCUAGCUAUCUGAUGUGCUGGUUCGUCAUGGAGAAAUACGGAAGGCGAUUCACCAUGUUCGCAUUCUUUAUGUUCGGAGGCCUGUUUUGCCUCGCAACCAUCUUUGUUCCUCUCGGGGCGGGCAGGGUGGCGGUAGCCAUGACGGGCAAGUUCGCCAUCACUGCUGCAUUCAACCACAUCUACAUCUAUACGUGUGAAAUCCACCCAACCGUCGUAAGGAGUAUUGGCCUGGGAGCAUCUUCCAUGGCAGCCCGCGUGAGUGGGGUUCUGUGCCCCAUCAUCUUGAUCCUAGGCAAGUACUGGCAACCACUGCCUCUCUGUGUCUUCGGAGGCAGCUCCGUGCUGGCCGGGAUGCUGUCUCUGAUGCUGCCGGAGACCUUGGGUCGUGACAUGCCGGACACUCUUCAGGACGGAGAGAAAGUUGCCAUGGGUUGGAGCCCGGGAUGCUGUAAGACGGAUUCCUUUGACAGCAGUGACUCGUCUAAACUUCCUGCAGACUUCCUUCUACUGUCUUCAACUGAUAAAUCUACAACUGAACCAGCGGUAGUCUGAAGUCUGAAUCCAAGUUACAAAUUCAAUUUUCUGUCUAAAGGCUCAUUUUCUGUGAUUACGGCCAUUUUCUUCCUUAAGUUGUUGGUGAUAGGUUAUUGGUAUGUUUAAUUUCGUCAGUAUUCGGAUAUGGAGAAUGAAGUCUUUGUUAAUGUGGACACUUUUUUGGGGGUGCUACAAAAUGUUAUGGGUAAUUCUACAUUAAAAACGUCAUGUCAAACUCUGUCGUUGGUAAUUGGCUUUUCAUUUGGUGUACUGCAAAUCUGAAGAAAGGGGAUUUAAUUCUCCAAAGAACAUUGCAAGUUUUCAUUUUCUUUUCUUAUUUCUUAUUUUGAUGCUGUAAUCGAACGCUUAUUAAGUUUUUUUUACGACUUCAAGUUUCAAUUAGUUGGUUGAGGGGUGUUUUGGGAUAAUUAAGGGCUUAUUUUAGAUAAAUUAUUUGGUUUAAGAGAGAAUGAAUUUUUUUCUUCAAAGCAUGGCAUUUUGGAGAUUUAAUCAUCUUUGCUGUGGGAUAUUACGGUUGAAACUUGCUCUAGCCGUUCUCUUCCGACAAAUUUUCCUUUCCUUUUUUUUUAUUGAGACAGAACAAGUUACUGGUUGGUUUUUUUUUUUUUUUUUUUUUUUUUUACUUUUUAACCCUCUAAAAAAUACACUUUACGACGAGUUGUUUUGCGCCCAUAACGCACAAAAAGAUAUACUCCUUCAUUAAUAUCGGACCGCAAAUAAUUCGGAAUUUGUAAAGUAAAAAUGGCAUAAGUAAACAUGCAUGGCGGAUAUUUUUUAUUUGAUGUUUCAUUCAAAAGUGCACAACUGUUGUAUUGCUAUAAAAAUAGCAAUUUAUAAACAAAAUCUGUACACAGAUAAUUUUAAAUGCAGUAUAGGAAGAAGAUAAGCAAAGACUGUGAAAAUAAGUGAAAUUAUUAUUUCGUGUUACUAAGAACAUUCUGUUCACAUUUUGAAUCAAAAUCCUUGUCUACAUGAUGAAAAGUGACAAUAAAAGUUCACAUCAGUAAUAAAAAUAGGCCUACGG
Molecule: messenger RNA, 3015 nt
Organism: Patiria miniata (bat star)
Lineage: Eukaryota; Metazoa; Echinodermata; Asteroidea; Valvatida; Asterinidae
Product: organic cation transporter protein-like
Exons: 10
Coding region: 204-1988 (594 amino acids)
Biological process (GO): transmembrane transport
Cellular component (GO): membrane
Molecular function (GO): transmembrane transporter activity
Source: RefSeq, a predicted model, not a curated record